CGAAUACGAAUGUUGAUUGGAAGACACUUAGACGCCGCCUCGUGAGGAGCUAAGGAAGCAACCCGAAUACGCGAACGGGAGCGAACGAGCACAACAUAAUCUCACAUUCGCGUAGGUUACCUUACAUAAAUAUUGCGUCGUCAACUCUGAGCCUUAAACUUGAGAGACCCAGAAACAGUGUCGUAUCCCAUCAGUUAUUAUAAGUUUGGACAAAGGAGCAUUGCUAAGGCGGGACAAAAACAAGGAAUAAUUCUUGAGAUAUCCGGAGUUCGAAGAGAAGAAAAUGGCAACUACACUUCAGGGAACAACGGUUCUGGUGACCGGCGCAGGCGGCGGGUUGGGCAAAGUGAUCGCAACGGCUUACCUGGAUGCCGGUGCCAACGUGGCUGUCUGCGACAUUAACGAGGAGCGACUAGCUUCAGCUCGGACCGAGCUGGAAGGGACAGGACGCUUCGCCGCCUUUAACACAGACAUUACGAACGAAGAGGCCGUGACCAAGCUCGUAGCCGACGUCGUGGAUAAGUUCGGCCGCCUCGAUAUCCUCGUCAGCAACGCCGGCAUGGCGGACAAGUUCGACCCCGUCGGUUCUGUAACCAAGGAGACUUGGGACAGAAUCAUCAACCUUAACCUGACCGGCUCGUUCCUCGUCUUUAAGGCCGGUGUCAAUGCCAUGGAGAAGCAGUCCCCACCAGGCGGAACCAUCAUCCAGAUUGGCUCGACGUCGAGCUACCACGGCAUGUCAUCUGGUGUCGCUUAUACGGUUGGUAAACACGGCGUAACCGCCCUAGUAAAGAGCACAGCAGGAUACUACGCGGCGAAGGGAAUCUACGCGAUCGGGCUACUGCUCGGCGGUAUGACCGACACCAACAUCCAGGACAGUUUCGCGGCGCUAGGCGGAUUCAACACCGAGGCUUACACGCAGAGCGUGUCCGCGAAUUUCAAGCCCGAGAUGGCUGUUAAGACGAACGAUGUCGCUAAGUACUGUGUGUUCCUCGCUGAUCGGGGGAUCGCCGAGUCGUCUAACGGGUCGUUGAUUAACUUUAACAAGAACUACCCUAACGCGUAAAAAUGUGUUGGGGGUUGUGUUUGUAAAUAUAUUUUGAAUAAAGCGAUAUACUUUGAUGACUUGCAUCUAUUUUAGAGUUACUUGGUUGGACUGUUUGCGUUGCGAGGGUUGUUUGAUUGUGUAAGCGGGAAUGAAUCUGGCCCUCUACCUUAGAUACCUUAAAGUACCUAGGUAGGGCGAGAGAUAUCUUACUAAUCUCUCCAGCAUGGGUUCCUACAAUAGCAUAUCAUCUGGACAAUGCCACGAGGUCCCUGGCGCUCUGGUCAAGUGUUUCACUGCUCGGGAUUCUGACCAUCCAGCUUGGCUUCCACUGUUAGAGAGUAUUGAUCAUUUAUAUGUAUUAUCGGGCUGGUAGGCUGCGU
This is a messenger RNA of Daldinia loculata, 1428 nucleotides long. RefSeq names its product NAD(P)-binding protein. The record is from RefSeq and is a predicted model, not a curated record. Gene Ontology annotation, molecular function: oxidoreductase activity, acting on the CH-OH group of donors, NAD or NADP as acceptor. Bases 284 to 1066 code for a protein of 260 amino acids. The transcript has 3 exons. NCBI's taxonomy places the organism in Eukaryota, Fungi, Ascomycota, Sordariomycetes, Xylariales, Hypoxylaceae.